Messenger RNA from Prunus armeniaca (apricot), 225 nucleotides. NCBI's taxonomy places the organism in Eukaryota, Viridiplantae, Streptophyta, Magnoliopsida, Rosales, Rosaceae. The record is from the annotation of a GenBank genome assembly.
AUGCCGGCAAUUCAUUGUAGCCAAGCACAGACGUCAAAGUUGAGGCGGGAAGGCAACGAGGUCCAGAGAAAGGCUCUGGUGGGAGGAUGUCCGAUCCGAACCUGCGAUCUGGGAGUCAUGAAUGAGAUGACCAGCUCAAGGGCUCCACAGGUUUCGCUUGUUGUGGGUUGUAAGGUCCUCCCGGGGUCUUCAGAGGUCAUUCGGGCCAGCUUGAGUCGGGGCUGA